AUGGAAACGUUCACUCACUUUGUGACUCGUUUAAGUUCAACUCAGCUCCUUCUUAUCACACUCACUCUACUACUCUACACACCCACAUGGCCAUCUUUUGCUGCCGCCACCCAAACAGAGUUUCUCAGAGACUUCAAAGCCACUCCCCACCCUUCAAUCCAAACCUUCCAAUCUCUCCUCGCCGACCCAAAUGGCAAUUUCUCACUGGGUUUCCUCCGAGUCAACAAAACCCAACUCGCUCUCGCUCUCCUCCACGUGCCCUCCUCAGACCCGCUCUGGCUCGCCAACCCGGCCCAGCUUGCUCGCUGGUCCGACCGCACAACCCUCGUCUUCAAUGGCAGCCUCGUCCUCUCCGAUCCUCAGGGGAGGGUGUUCUGGUCAACUCACACCCAAGGCGACCGAGUUGUGCUCCUCAACACCUCCAACGUCCAAGUAAAAACCCAGAGCUCAGUUCUAUGGCAGAGCUUCGACUUUCCUACAAAUACCCUCGUCGAGAAUCAGAAUUUCACAUCGACCAUGUCCCUCGUCUCCUCCAAUGGGCUCUACUCAAUGCGAUUGGGGAGCAAAUUCAUGGGUUUGUACGCAAAGUUCAAAUCAGGCUCAAACUCAGACCAAAUUUACUGGAGACACAGAGCCAUGGAAGUCAAAGCUGAAAUAGUCGAAGGCAAAGGACCGAUUUACGCCCAAGUCAACUCGGACGGGUUCCUCGGAAUGUACCAAACUGGGAACUCAGCGCCGGUCGAUAUUCUACCCUUCAACACCUUCCACAGACCCGUCAAUGGCCUCCGCAAGGUCCGGUUAGAACCGGACGGAAACUUCAACGGGUUUUACUGGGACGGGUCCAAAUGGGUUCCGGAUUUCCAGGCGAUUUCUCUCCCCUGCGAGCUCCCCAGCCCCUGCGGUGCGUACGGUUUGUGCGGAGCGGGGAACGGGUCGUGCUCCUGUUUGGAUAACCGGACGGAGUUUCGAUCCGGUGAGUGUUUUCCGGUUCAGUACGGUGACUUCUGCAGCGGCGGAUUGGGCGAGAUCAGUAACUUCUGGGUUAUACGGAGGAGCGGUGUGGAGCUGCCGUACAAGGAGUUAAUGGGGUACCAAACGACGUCGUCGUACGGGGAGUGCGAGAGAGUAUGUGAGAGGAACUGCAGUUGCUGGGGCGCGGUGUACAAUAACGCAUCCGGGUUUUGUUACACCAUGGACUACCCGAUCCAAACCCUGGUGGGCGUUGGGGAUGAGAGCAAGAUGGGUUAUUUUAAGGUACGGGAGGGUGCAGGGAGGAAGAAAAUGAACGUGGGUUUUGGGGUGGGGAUUGGGGUGGUGUGUGGGGCCCUGGUGAUUUUUGUUGGGGUUGCUGGGGUUUGGAGUUUUAGGGUGUGGAGGAGGAAGAGAAGAGGAGGAGGAGGAGGAGGAACGAAGAGGUUUACGGGUCAAGAUGGUGGGCUUUCACCCGGCCCGUAUAAAGAUCUCGGAUCCGCAAGCUUUAGGUCCAUUGAGAUGGGAAAUAAUGGUAGAUAG
Messenger RNA from Prunus armeniaca (apricot), 1512 nucleotides. The record is from the annotation of a GenBank genome assembly. NCBI's taxonomy places the organism in Eukaryota, Viridiplantae, Streptophyta, Magnoliopsida, Rosales, Rosaceae.